UGAAGUCGCGCUGUGACGCCAUCAAGACCCUAACGUUUAUUACUAACACUCCAGAGGGACUCGUUCAGUUGACCAGUCAGUCAAGACAGCGAAGCCAUUUCGACAGCUCUUUAAACGCAGCUUUGUGCCUUUACCCUGCGGAUAAUUACAUCGACAAGUCAUUAGUAUCAGUCGUCGAACUGAAAGCGAGGGUGUAACACAAUAUCCAAGGCAAUCGAGAUUUGGUCUGGUGGGAGAUCAUCACACUGUCAGUUGGUUUGAAGAGGGCUCAGAGUUAAGGUUGCGCGCAAGUUCGGUGCUCCACAACAAGUAGAGAUACACAAGCACAUCGAAAGCCUGCAGCCAUGGAAUCCGUGAUUCAUCUAGCUGCACUUUCCACGUUACUGAUUCUACAAAUUCUUUGUUUCCUUGGAGGAAUUAAGGAAGUGGGUGGUACAUGCAGUAGAACAUUUGAAUGCCCUACCGGUGAUUCUGGAAGUAUUCCAGUUUGUGGUAGUGACAGAAGGACCUACAGCAGUCGUUGUACUCUUCAGCUCGCAAAGUGUAAUGGCCACAGAGUCAGAAUGGCAUACAAGGGAAAUUGUAAAGGUACAAGACCACCAGUGCCACGGCGCUCGCACAACCUUGUAGCAUCCAUGACAACCAAGUGUCUGCAGGAGAGGCAGGAAGCUUUAUCAAAUGCAAGAGCAAAAGAUCUAAUUAUGCUCGGUGUCUUUGCUCCAAAAUGUGAAGCUGAUGGCAGCUUCAGUCGAGUGCAGUGCUUAAACUCAUCAGGUUACUGUUGGUGCGUAGACAAGGAGGGUAAAGAAAUGCCAGGAACCAAAGUUCGCCAAUGGACACCAGAUUGUCCAACAAUUGCAUAUAGUCAACCAUCAGAGAAACCAUCAGGGAAAGGUUGGAAGGCAAUAAAACCUUGCAUUGAUUGUAAAGGUUGUUCAAGAAAUGUGCGUACUACUUUUAAUGACAAGCUUGUGAAGUUCUUGUCCAAGGAAUUCAUGGAUUAUGUUCAAAGAUCUGCUUCCAGUUCUGGACAAGUUCAAGGUCAGUCAAGAAGCAUGGGUAAAGUUCAUCUUUUACUCUGGAAGUUUACACAUCUUGACACCAAUGCUGAUUACCUGCUGGAGAUGAAGGAGCUUCAUGCUUUGCUUAAGGUUACAAAAAAGACCAUUCACCCUAAAAAGUGCAGCCGCACUUUCAUGGCAUACUGCGACAGAGAUAGAGACCAUAAAAUUUCACUCAAUGAGUGGUACAUGUGCUUUGGAGUCAAAGAAAUAAAGAAGUGCAGUGGUGAAUAUCUCGCAGCAAUACAAGCAAGUAAGCAUUCAUCCAGUGAAAACCAACCAUACCUGCCGCGCUGUGCCACUGAUGGUUCAUUCACUCCAACUCAAUGUCACUACUCCAUUGGUUACUGUUGGUGUGUUGAUAUCGACACUGGCAAACCAAUACCAAACACAACAACUAAAGCUACAUCCUUGGACUGCUGGAAGUACAUGUCAAAGCAACAAAAUUCAACUGGCUUAGCAAAGAAAGAAUGUGCUCAAGAUUUGUGGACGUCAUUCAGAAGACACAUGCUGAGACUGUUCAGGAGAGAAGUGGAAGAAGACUCUCCAAAAAAUGAAGAUAAUCCAGUUGAAUCAAUAAGAAACCAACGCAGAAGUGCAAGAUCAGGUAACCUUCAACAUUUGGGGACCUUCCUAUCAGAUAAUCAAGUUUUAAUCUGGAAGUUCAACCGGUUGGACAAAAAUAAGGACAAACUGCUUGUGUCAAGUGAGUUUCUCACAUCCACCAUGAAGAAAAUUCUUGGAAACAUUAAACGAGGAAGAAAAUGUGGCAAAAAGCUGCUGGUUGACUGUGAUCUUGAUAAAGAUAGAGGUUUAUCAAUGAUGGAAUGGACUCUUUGCUUAAGAACAAAUGAUCGUCGAAUGCCACUGCAGUAAAUUGUGGAUGUAAUAAUGCGAGUGUGAUUCAUUUCACAAGAUCCAAGAGCAUGGCAGAACAAAAGAGCUGGCCCAAAUAUUAGUACUAUUAUAUGAACUGGUUUUGCUGCAACUUAGACGUAAAACAGGAUGGAAAUAUUCUUCUUGUAGUUUCGAGGCCUUCUGUACUUUUCACAUAUGGAAAGUCAACUGUUAAGAGGCAUCAAAUGAUUUUGUAAUACCUUAAUUCCCUGUAAAAUACCUUGAUGCCUCACAAAAAUACAAAAACACCAACAAACAAAUUUAAAGAGAAAUCGGAACAAGCAGUGCAAUAUUUGAUUGUACAAAAUGCUACAAAUGGGGGUUAGGAGGGAAAAAUCUCAAUUCUGUUUUAUGUGCAUGGAAUUUAAUCCCAAUAAUAUUAUUUUCUGAUAUUUUGGCCUUUGAGCUGUGUGUUUGAGCAGUGCAGGAAAUGACUGUCAUGACCAACGCUUAAACUCACCAACAGUACAACUUGGAGCACCACAGCAAGAGUUAACAUUCUAACAUCAUUUGACUCUUACAAGUGACUAGCAUGUAAUUUCUCCCAGCAAUAUUACCCCUUAAUCAAACAGUAAGGUCAUUUGAAUAAAGGAAAUGAUCACCAAUCAAAGAAGCUCUUGAUUGUUAAACAAAUUCUC
Messenger RNA from Stylophora pistillata, 2596 nucleotides. Its product is annotated as SPARC-related modular calcium-binding protein 2. The record is from RefSeq and is a predicted model, not a curated record. Gene Ontology annotation, biological process: establishment of protein localization to extracellular region. Lineage: Eukaryota; Metazoa; Cnidaria; Anthozoa; Scleractinia; Pocilloporidae. Gene Ontology annotation, molecular function: calcium ion binding; protein binding.